CUUACGUCCUCGAGUGCUCUACUCUCUUCUCCACGCAGCUUUACAGUUACACAGCUACAGCGCUUAUUUCAUUCACUUGACUUGAUUUAUUCUCAGAAAAAUGGCUUCUUUAAUCAGGAGGAUUGUCAGCACAACGAAAGCUCCUGCUGCUAUCGGCCCGUACAGCCAAGCAGUGGUGGUAGAUCGGACAAUGUACAUCUCAGGACAGCUGGGGAUGGAUCCUGCCAGUGGACAGUUGGUGGAAGGUGGCGUUCAGGCUCAGACCAGACAGGCUCUUGUAAACAUGGGUGAAAUCCUGAAAGCUGCUGGCUGCAGUUAUGAGAAUGUUGUCAAAACCACAGUGCUCUUAGCUGACAUGAACGACUUCACUAAUGUCAACGAUGUCUACAAGCAGUUCUUCAGCACUAACUACCCGGCCAGAGCUGCCUACCAGGUCGCUGCUCUUCCCAGAGGUGGACUGGUUGAGAUCGAAGCAGUUGCAGUUUUGGGCCCUCUGACCGAUGUUUCCUAACAAUCUAUCAAAGAAUAAAAACUGGAAAACCCACGAUCACUGAAAAACACAUGAGCCUUGUUUUGUAGACCAAGCAAGAAUUGAUUAAACAUAGUACUAAUUAUUUUUAUUAUAGCUGUAUCAUCUUUUGUGCAUCAAGGGCUCUGGCACUGUCACAAAUAUGUCAAGGGUCACUUUGGAGACCAACAGCAGUCCAGCCCAGAGCGCUGUCUCCUGUAUCAUUAACAUUGAUAAGACAUGUUUGGACACAACACUGCUCAUAUUUCUCUUACAAUAGCUAAAAAGUAAGUAAGCUUGUAAUUGUGUUAAAUUACUCUACCAACCUGUGUUGUCAUGACUGUAUCCUCUCAUAAUAUAACUCAAUAAUAAAUGUUUUUAAUCUA
Molecule: messenger RNA, 894 nt
Organism: Seriola dumerili (greater amberjack)
Lineage: Eukaryota; Metazoa; Chordata; Actinopteri; Carangiformes; Carangidae
Product: reactive intermediate imine deaminase A homolog
Exons: 6
Coding region: 101-511 (136 amino acids)
Cellular component (GO): cytosol
Molecular function (GO): deaminase activity
Source: RefSeq, a predicted model, not a curated record